Solanum verrucosum is the source of this 1863-nucleotide messenger RNA. Its product is annotated as heat stress transcription factor A-4a-like. Bases 514 to 1725 code for a protein of 403 amino acids. Gene Ontology annotation, biological process: regulation of transcription by RNA polymerase II. The transcript is spliced from 3 exons. Gene Ontology annotation, cellular component: nucleus. NCBI's taxonomy places the organism in Eukaryota, Viridiplantae, Streptophyta, Magnoliopsida, Solanales, Solanaceae. Gene Ontology annotation, molecular function: DNA-binding transcription factor activity; RNA polymerase II cis-regulatory region sequence-specific DNA binding. The record is from RefSeq and is a predicted model, not a curated record.
AUCCAAAAACCAUUGCGAAGAAGUCUUUGAGAAAAGGGUCAAAGUAAACUUUCUUCUUCUUCUGAAGCUUCUUCAUCUUUCUAUGUGCCUCUUAUUGUUAAGGGCUAUUCUUGAUUUUUUCUCACAGGCAAAUUGGGAAAUUUCUGAGUUUUAGAGGGUGAAACGGCUAUCUUUUGAAUUCAAGCUAACAUUUGUUUGAGCACUUGUGGAAACUCAUGAUGGGCCACAAUCUCUUUUAACAAUUCUCUAGCAAAUUUGUGUGUUUUGAAAGCGACCCAGAGCUGGGACUUGAAUGGAAAUGUGUAUUCGCAAAGAAUUUGUAUGAUCAGGUGGGAGCUGCUUCACUUGAAUUUAUCGAAGGAAAUCAAAGUGAUAACACUUUUGGCUGGUUGUAUACGUAUGUUGGGAAUCUGAAAAGUUGAUCUUCCCUGUCAGUAAGGAUUUGUCACUUGUAGUUGAGCUUCGCCUUGUGAGUUUCAUUUCAAGGGGUUGUGAUUUGGAUUUGAACUUACCAUGGAUGAAGCUCCUUGCAGCGUCAAUGCACUGCCGCCGUUUAUUGCAAAGAUAUAUGAAAUGGUGGAUGACCCCUCCACUGAUCCAAUAGUCUCAUGGAGUACAAAUAAUAAAAGUUUUAUUGUUCGUAAUCCUCCUGAUUUUGCAAGAGAUUUGUUGCCCAGAUACUUUAAGCACAAUAAUUUUUCCAGCUUUAUCCGACAGCUAAACACUUACGGAUUCAAGAAAAUAGAUCCUGAACAAUGGGAAUUUGCAAAUGAGGAUUUUCUUAGAGGUCAGCCACACCUUUUGAAGAAUAUCUAUAGACGGAAACCUGUUCACAGUCAUUCUGUACAGAAUAUUCAUAUCCUUUCAUCAUCUGCAUUGACCGAAUCGGAAAGACAAGGGUAUAAGGAAGAUAUUGAAAAGUUGAAGCAUGAGAACGAAUCGCUUCAUUUAGUACUACACAGACAUAAACAGGAUCAUCAAGGACUUGAAAUGCAAAUGCAGGUCCUUAACCAACGUGUCCAACAAGUGAAAGACCGACAAAAGAACGUGCUGUCUACUUUAGCUCGAACCAUAAAUAAACCAGGAUUAGCUUUGAGUCUCAUGCCACAACUGGAAAUGAAUGAAAGGAAGAGAAGGUUGCCAGGAAACAGUUUUCUUUACAAUGAAACAGGCCUUGAAGAUAAUCAAGCGAGUUCUUCUGAAAAAUCGACUAGGGAAAAUAUGGACCCAACUUCUCUUUUGACUCUCAACAAGGAAGUGCUAGAUCAGUUGGAAUCUUCUUUGACCUUCUGGGAGUAUACACUGCGUGACAUUGAUCAAGCUAGAAUGAGACAGAGCUCUUCAAUAGACUUGGAUGAAUCCAUCAGUUGUGCCGAUAGCCCUGCUAUAUCUUACCCACAACUAACUGUUGAUGUUGGAUCUAAGGUUUCUGAUAUUGACAUGAACUCUGAACCUAAUGGAAACACUACUCCUGAUGUUACUCCGCCAGAAAACCGAGUAGAGACUGCUAGUAAUAAUGUGCCAACAGGAGUAAAUGAUGUAUUCUGGGAACAAUUCCUUACUGAGAACCCUGGUUCUACUGAUGUAAAGCCGGAAAGGGAAGAUAUGGAGCGCAAAAUAAGUGAAUCCAAGACAGUUGAGGAUGGGAAAUUUUGGUGGAACAGGAAGACUGUAAUUAGCCUUACAGAACAGUUGGGACAUCUUACUCCAGCAGAGAGAAUGUAAUGUGGCAGGGUAUGUACUAUUUUUGAUAGCAAAUGUUUUUUUGCCUGUUUCUUGUUGUAAAUUUAGAGAAAGUAAUUUGUCAGAGUACAUAGAAUUUUGGUAUAUUAACCUUCUUUUUUUGUUUUUACCUUGUUCGGC